Messenger RNA from Hermetia illucens (black soldier fly), 826 nucleotides. RefSeq lists its product as uncharacterized. Bases 19 to 774 code for a protein of 251 amino acids. The record is from RefSeq and is a predicted model, not a curated record. Lineage: Eukaryota; Metazoa; Arthropoda; Insecta; Diptera; Stratiomyidae. The transcript is spliced from 3 exons.
AUUAUAAAAGCGCUUUGAAUGAAAGCUAGAGGCGGCAGUCUCAACAAAACACUAGCAGAAUCGAUAAAAGAAAUGAAGUUCGCCACUAUUUUAGUCCUCGGUUUGGUUGCCGUUGCUAACGCCUUUCCACAACAACUUUGGGUCAUCAGCAACGCCGAAAACAUUGUCCAGAAUGUCAUCAACCAAGCUGACAGUGACUUAGACUUAAUCGUCAACAUUGUCAAGGACUUGACCUCUGGGACGACAACUAAAGCCGAUGGCAUUAUCUCGGCUGCCAAGGAGACAGUCGACUUGGCCAUAGCUGGGUUCGAAAAUACCAUCACAGGACUUUUGAUCGAAGAUGCAGCAGCCUCAAAUUGUAUCCAAGAGAAUUCAAAUUCUUUGGACAAUCUGGUGGACUCCUUUGAAAAGGACGUUGAAUCAUGCUCAGGAGAUUUGGCUGACAACAUCAACACCUUCAAAAAGCAAGUUCUUGAAGAUGUUGAUGACUUAAAAUCCUCCAUCUCUCAAAUGGUAGACAUUGUAGCUGAGUGUGCCACUGAUAUCUCUGAAACUCUACUAUGCACAGCAACCAAGGCCGGCUCUAUUGAGAGUCUCAUCAGUAACACUCUCUUAUCGGCUAAAACAGCGGUAGCUGCCGCUCAGCAACAGGUUGUCGUGACUGUGGGUAAGAUUCAAAAAUGCGCACAAAAAUCUGCUGAGAAGGCGACAGAUAAAAUCAACCAGUUGGUGGCUAAUGUACAGCAGUGCAUCAGCGAAGAGAAAGAAAACUAAAAAAGUCAAACGUGAUAUUGUAAUGAAUUAAAUGAACAUCUCACUACAUUAA